UCCGAUCAGGGGCAGACUGAUCAUUUGGAAACUCGGGCACUGCCUGAGGGCCCGGGGUCAGUAGGGGGCCCCAUGAGAUGCCCCUGGUACCUUUUUCAUAGGCUUUUUUGAGUUUGGGCAAGGACACAGGGGCCCCAUGAUCCCCUAUUGCCCAGGGGCCCCAUGAUUAGUCAGUCCGCCCCUGGCUCUAAGUAUGAGAACUCAGCGAUCACAUGACUGCUGAUCUCCGAGUUCGCACAGCCGCUCUGGGCAGAGAAU
This is a messenger RNA of Staurois parvus, 258 nucleotides long. Lineage: Eukaryota; Metazoa; Chordata; Amphibia; Anura; Ranidae. The record is from the annotation of a GenBank genome assembly.